Molecule: messenger RNA, 423 nt
Organism: Lachancea nothofagi CBS 11611
Lineage: Eukaryota; Fungi; Ascomycota; Saccharomycetes; Saccharomycetales; Saccharomycetaceae
Source: the annotation of a GenBank genome assembly
AUGGGCUUGAAGGUAUCCCCAUUAACAAAAAUAAUCUCUUUGUCCGGAUUUCUGGCAUUGGGAUUUCUCCUGGUCAUUUUGAGUUGUGCUUUAUUCCACAAUUACUACCCUCUCUUCGAUAUUCUCCUUUUCUUGAUAGCUCCAAUCCCAAAUGCGCUCUUUAGUAAGCGUAAUUUCGAGUCCAGUGAUUUUAUGAGCGAGUCAAAUAGUAACGUGGAAGAUGUGGGUAAUUUCUUUACAGGUUUACUAGUUACAAGCGGGCUUGCUUUGCCCACUGUGUUUUACCAUUGCCAUUUGAUCAAUCAGUUAAGUUGCAUCAUGAGCACCAUUGGUGGUAUUGUCAUCUACCUAAGCAUUGUUGUAUUCUCGUGGUUUUUUAAUGCCGGAUGGGAAGAGGAAGAUGAUGGCUUGUUUGGAUACUAA